AUGGCAGAAAACCAGUUCCACUCGACGCGCUACACCAGCUGGUGCCCUGCACCCAGAAGCGCGGACAACGCCGUAGAGCAAUGCCCGACGGCUGGGGGAUUCGAUCCCCUGAUUUUUGAAGAGGACGACGAAGGCGAAUUGGGUUACUCGUACGAAGACAAUGUCGCGGCGUACGUGGAGUCGCUCGAUCACGCGCACGAGAACCAAUGGACAGAGCUGGAAGCUUCGUGCGAGCUCCUCGAUCAGGCGGGAGUCGCUAUUGAAGAGAUAUGUCUCACCCAUGGCAUGCCGUCCGCCUUAAUCUCCGUAUCAGCCAUCCCCGAGGUCGACGAAACAUCCGAGCAGUUUCAUGAUGCGCCUGCUGCUUCCGCCUCUUCCAACGCCUCGACUCCGCGCCGCGACGAUUCCCCUGUACUCUUUUCGAAAUUCAGCCGCACGCCGCCAGCUUCGGGUGCGGGUGUACCCGUUAUAAGGAUGUCACGGUUUGGUGAUGGGAUGAAACACUCCGCUUCGGUACCUGCACUCGACAGUCUUGCUUCAAAUGGCUCAGGCAGCGAUCUUAUCCCGAAUCAGGUGUACUACGUGUCGAAUCAGUCGCUAAACUCCUUCCCCGCUACAGUCAACGACGGCAACAAUCGAACCGCCUGUAUGAAGCACUCCGUUUCCGUCCCCGCUCUCAAUCACCUCGCGAUAUACGAACACCUCCCAUCCGUCGGCCAACUCAUCCAGCCCGUUUCAAGCACCCGCCGCUUAAUAUCACAACCAUCCAACGUCUCGCUCCAGAGUAACGACAGCAACGGCUAUUUCGACGACAGGGAUCCGACGAUCCUGCGACGAAUGCCGACGGCAGCACUGAGCGCAGUGAACGGAGCAGCAGCAGUAAGAGCAAUAGCCAUCCCACAAGUCGCUCAUUGUAGUGGCUCCUUCAAGAAUUGCAACGUUUACCCGCACUUUCUCUCCCGCCGAACGCAUCCGGAGUUUAUUCUGAUAGUGCAUCAAAGCGUCAAAACUGGAGCCAUGCCGCCCACUGCAGGGGUAGCCGCACACCCGCCACACGCGUAUCGCGCAUGGAUCCCUCCCCCUGCGCCAAUCACGCCCGUUACAGCCACCCACCCGCAGCAUUUUCACCCCUCGCGCGCGUAUUUCGAAUCCCACGCGGAUCCCUCGGCGGAACAGUUUGCGGAAGAGCGCGCGCUUGCGGAGGACCGCGCGCGCGCCGCGUCGAAAGUAGGGCAAUGGGUCGACGCGCAUUUCUCCGUUCCUCCCGCCGCAACUGACGGCGCAAUAUCCGGGCAUGGCACAGAGAAUUACCCAUUCCCGUGCGAGCCAGAAGUGGGGGAAGAAGGGGGAGAAAUGAACGGUGAAGAUGGGAGCAAAAACGGACGGCGGAGAUCGUCUUUGGAGGACGAGGCGCUAGAACGGAAGCUGGCAGCCGUUGAGAUGGAGAACUGCGAGAUGACGGGGCGAGUGGCGGGGCUAGAAGCGAUGCUUCGAGAGAGGGAAAGGGAGACGGCAGACAUGCGACGGCAGAUAUUCGCGUACACGCAGGCGCUCGAGGCGGGUCGCGGCGACUCGCUGACGCGCGCGGAGCUGAUCAACCACGUGGUGCAGCUGACCAAUCAGGUGCAAGAGCUUGCGCAGGAGCGCGAUGCGCUGCGCAACGCGCCCAACGGUAUCGCGCUCACCUACGGUCUCCGCACGCCCGGCGCGGUUGCUGGCGGAGGUGCCGGCGCGCUUACCGGCGCUCUUCCUACCGUCAGCCGCGUCGGGUCCAUGCCGCUUCCUGUUGUCCAAUCCGCUUCGAGCAUUUCCGGCCGCACCGCCAGUAACGACGGCGGGUCUCUUGUGCGCGCGGGAUCUGUUCCGGGGAGCGUGGGCGGAUUAGAGGUCGCGCGGAGCGGGGGAGCGGGCGGAGGAAGGGCGGGCGGAAUGGGCGGGAUUGGGGGAGUGGGGCCGAUGAAAGCGAUGCCUGCUAAUCCGUUUGAAAGGCCGAACGUGUCUCACUACAGUCAGGCCCUCGUAUCGUACACCCCACCACCACCAUCAAUCGCAGCAGCAGCAGCAGCAGCAGCAGCAGUAACAACAGAGGAGUAUCCUCCCAGCCGGCUAUCGCUAGCCAUUACCCCCGCCACCCCUCCCCCCAUCCAGCUCGUUCCCCCCAUGCCUGGCGCCAUGCCCGCUGCCCCCCUGCCAUCAGCCAUUCAGGGGCUGACACGUGGCACUGUAACGGUCAGUGGCAGCAGCAGCAGUGGAGGCGGUUUUAGUGGAGGGAGUGGGGAGCAGUGUGAGAAGGCUAUUAAGCAGCUAGAGAUGCUGCUUAAAACGGGACGGGUUUCAAGGGCGGAUAUUCUGGCUGGCGUGCACGAGAAGUGUACAGUGCUGCUGGAACAGAUCGUCCCCCCUUCCCGCUCCAAUUCUCUUGUACGCCUUAUAAGCAAGGGCAUAUCGCACGCUACAAGCACCACCAUAUCUACACCUCCCACCGAAGAGCUAUUCCAAUCCGACCCCUCCUCCUGUCUCAUUGGUUCCCUCCUCUCCGCUAUAGUCACACUCUCUUGGAGCCCCUCCUCAUGCUUCUUCGAUAUAAGCAUCAAGCCUGUAACGAAUAUUACUGUACGCCGGCUGCUGCUGAUAGAUUUUCUGAACGCGGUGUUUUGGAGGGGAGGGAAGGCGUGCGUAAUCGCGGCUGUGGAGGGGUUGGGAGGGGUGCGGAGGGUUGACAAGUGGAUUGGCGUGCGGGAAGAAUCGCUGCCCUCCUCUCAGGAGCUUGCUGGCUGCAAGGUUUUGGUCAUGAUCAACACAAAAGCAGGUGCACAAUACAAGAGAAAGUGGGUAUUCGGAAAAUAA
This is a messenger RNA of Closterium sp. Yama58-4, 2847 nucleotides long. The record is from the annotation of a GenBank genome assembly. NCBI's taxonomy places the organism in Eukaryota, Viridiplantae, Streptophyta, Zygnematophyceae, Desmidiales, Closteriaceae.